AGCAAAACAAGAAUUCAAAAAAGAAAAGAAAAAGAAGAAGCAAAACAAAAGGUGGAAGGAAAAGGAAAAGGUGCUUUCUUCACGAUCCGUGACGCAGAGGGUGAGAGGGAGAGAAUGGAGGCCCUGAAAGCCUCGUACGGAGACGCAGCUUCCGACUCCGACGAUCCAACUCCAGUCAACAUCCGCUCCCCAAUGCCUUUGCCCCCACCUCCUCUCUCACUCCUCAACCCUCCCACUUCCAAUCCCCUUGGGACUCUGGAUCGCCUGCAAACUGGUCAGGCCAGUAGAGUUAGGAGCUUUCCCCAUGUAGAUGGAAACUAUGCCUUGCAUGUGUACAUCCCAGUUUACAUACCAUCUAUACCAAAGAAGGAGCUGGCCUUGUUUUUGAAAAAGAUCUCAUUUCUUGUACCCGGUCUUCAUGUGGUUGAUGUUGAUGUCCCACUUAACAUUCUGUGCAAAGAUGAUCUCAAGCUUGAACAAGUUGCCCUAGGAAGAGAAUUCCACAUAAGUUUGGGAAGAACUGUCCCAAUCCGGGUGCACCAGAUUGACUCAGUGGUGGCAAUGCUUCGGCAGAAGCUUCAGUUUCAGAAGCGGUAUUGGAUUGAUUUAAGUAAGUUGCAAGUUUUUGUCAAUGAUGAUCAUACACGAACCUUUUUAUCAAUUGAAGUUAUUACGGGAGGAUUAGCUGAGAUAAAAAGGCAGAUUCACGCUGUUAAUGAGGUUUAUAGGCUCCACAAGCUUCCCGAGUUCUAUAAGGAUCCACGACCCCAUAUAUCCUUAGCUUGGGCAUUGGGUGACAGCAGCGAUUCCCUACAGAGAGUGGUUGACGAAGAAAUGAAGAGAUCUAAUGUAGGGGGCUCAUCACAGAAAUGCAUCUUUACAAGUAAAUUCAAUGGUAUUGAGUGCAAGAUUGGUAAAAAAACAUAUAAAAUAUGUAAAUUUCAAGAUGAAUAAUUAAGCUUCAUAAUUAUAGUGUCGGUGCUGAAGAGUUUUACGUGUGGUAUUGUAUUUGAUGAGAAACAUUUUGUUACUUCCACAUCAUCAAUUGGAUGAUGGAGGAUGGCUGGGUAAAGGAAAAGACUAAAAUGUAAAAAGUUAUUGUGACUGUUCAUCGUUUAGUUCUACUGGCUUUUUCUAGUCAAAGAGAAACGAAAUAUGGCUUUGGUCUCA
Molecule: messenger RNA, 1170 nt
Organism: Alnus glutinosa
Lineage: Eukaryota; Viridiplantae; Streptophyta; Magnoliopsida; Fagales; Betulaceae
Exons: 6
Coding region: 115-954 (279 amino acids)
Biological process (GO): U6 snRNA 3'-end processing
Cellular component (GO): nucleus
Molecular function (GO): 3'-5'-RNA exonuclease activity
Source: RefSeq, a predicted model, not a curated record